Molecule: messenger RNA, 2112 nt
Organism: Eucalyptus grandis
Lineage: Eukaryota; Viridiplantae; Streptophyta; Magnoliopsida; Myrtales; Myrtaceae
Product: probable LRR receptor-like serine/threonine-protein kinase At3g47570
Exons: 5
Coding region: 1-2112 (703 amino acids)
Biological process (GO): protein phosphorylation
Molecular function (GO): protein kinase activity; protein binding; ATP binding
Source: RefSeq, a predicted model, not a curated record
AUGGCCGCCAUGGCCUCUCCAACCGUGGGCGAGGCCACCUUCGCCCGCGGCAAGGCAAGGGCAAAGCCGCCUCACCGGCGGUUGGCUAGGUUGCCUUCGCUCGCAAAGAAGGCCGGUUGCACGACCAUGGCGACAGUCGUUGACCGAUCAUUGGCGAGCUUGCCGCUUGCCAUUGGUAUUGUGCCUUCCUCCACUAGGAACUUAUCUUCGCUGGAGUUCCUUUCUCUAACCCUGAACAACUUGGGCGGGAGCAUCCCCCAUGUUCUAGGCUACUUGCCAAACUUGCAAGUCUUAGCCCUUGGAGGAAACAGAUUCUCGGGUAUAAUUCCAUCUUUGUUAUUCAAUCUCUCUUCGCUAACUGUGUUUGAUGUUGCAAUGAAUCAAAUACAAGGGACUCUUUGUGCAAGCAUAGCCCUCAAACUCUUAGAUCUUGAAUAUUUUAGCGUUGGCUUGAACCAACUUGCAGGGCCAAUUCCUCCGUCGAUAUCGAAUUGCACAAAGCUAGAAAAGCUUGAACUUACAGGGAACAAUUUUCAUGGGCAAAUUCCUUCACAUCUAUCAAACUGCCGAUCUCUUGAUCGGCUCGACCUAUCCAAGAACAAUCUUAGUGGUGCCAUUCCCCCCCAACUUAUCGGCCUCUCAUCAUUAGCGAUCAUUCUGAACUUGUCUUGUAACCAUCUAACUGGGAUUCUACCCAUAGAAGUUGGCAACUUGAAAGCUUUGACCGCAUUGGAUAUCUCAAACAAUUUGUUGGUAGAUGAAAUCCCAAAUAGUUUAGGUGAUUGCAUUGCAUUGACAUCGCUAAGGAUGGGGGGCAACUUCUUCCCUGGGUCCAUUACUCAAUCAUUCAGAUGGUUAGGAGGUAUUGAAGAACUAGAUCUUUCACGAAACAAUUUAUUGGGCCAGAUUCCAGCAUUCUUAACUGUAUUUCAUUCCUUGAAACUUCUGAAUUUAUCUUACAAUAAGUUUGAAGGCAUGCUACCACAUGAAGGAGUCUUUAAGAAUGCUACAAGUACUUCUAUUAUUGGGAACAAUGAGCUCUGCGGCGGACUGCCAGAAUUUCACCUCCCCACAUGCGUCUCCAAAAGCUUCGAGAGUAGAAAGAUCCAUAUGGUAAUAUUGUCCACUUUUGUUAUAUCCGGAGUUCUUGGGCUAGCUCUUAUUCUAGCUUUUAUAUAUGUUUGUUGGUUGAAGAAGAAAGUAAAAGAACAAGUUUCAAGUUCAAUGGAUGGUUCACGUCCAAAUGUAUCUUAUGGAACACUCUUAAAAGCUACUAACAAUUUUUCUCCAAUGAAUUUGAUUGGAGUUGGAAGCUUUGGUUCUGUUUACAAGGGGAUACUUGAGGAAAAUCAAAUCGCUAUUGUGGUGAAGGUGCUUCAUUUAGCCCAUCAUGGUGCUCUAAAGAGCUUCAUAGCCGAGUGUGAUGAAUUAAAAAACAUAAAACAUCAAAAUCUUUUGAAGAUACUGACAGUUUGCUCGAGUAGUGAUUACCAAGGAAAUGAUUUUAAGGCCUUGGUUUAUGAACUCAUGGAUAAUGGAAGCCUAGAACGGUGGCUACACCCCAAUGCAUCAUCAUCUCAUGAGAAUGAGCUUCCAAAAAGGUUGAACUUUAUUCAGAGGAUAAAUAUUGUUAUUGAUGUUGCUUCUCCAUUGGAUUAUCUUCAUCAACAAUGCCAUAUCCCUAUCGUUCAUUGUGAUCUGAAGCCAAGCAAUAUCCUUCUAGAUUCUGAGAUGGUCGCACAUGUUGGCGACUUUGGGUUAGCAAAAUUCCUUAUUGAAUCAUCCCUUGAUUCUGUAGCCAAUCAAAUGAGCUCAGCCGGUCUAAGAGGGACAAUUGGUUAUGCUCCACCAGAAUAUGCAAUGGGAUGUGAGGUUUCAAGAGAAGGUGAUGUGUAUAAUUAUGGCAUUCUCUUAUUGGAGAUGUUCACGGGGUUGAGUCCCACCGACGACACCUUUAGAGAUAAUUUGACUCUUCAUAAUUAUGUCACAAAAGCUUUACCGGAACAAGUGCUUGAAAUUACGGACAACAUCCUACUUCAAGAAAGAGAGAGCCAUUUAGGCCCAUAUAGGGUGCGUUUGGGAACCACUUCCCAAAGCCCCUUUGAAGCCUGA